Bufo gargarizans (Asiatic toad) is the source of this 1068-nucleotide messenger RNA. It is a transcript of the gene RBP4, whose product is annotated as retinol binding protein 4. The transcript has 6 exons. Bases 190 to 801 code for a protein of 203 amino acids. Gene Ontology annotation, biological process: retinol transport. Gene Ontology annotation, molecular function: retinol binding; retinol transmembrane transporter activity. The record is from RefSeq and is a predicted model, not a curated record. NCBI's taxonomy places the organism in Eukaryota, Metazoa, Chordata, Amphibia, Anura, Bufonidae.
GGCCUCUAUCCAGCUAGGACUGGAUGGAGUGGCAGCUUCAAACACAGGUCUUUUACCUUGGGCUGAUGUUACGAAACCGUGUGACUGCCGAGCUGUAUAUAAACCUCCCAGACCCUGCAUUCCAGGGUUUCUUACAUCUGGAAGCAGCUGGACUUUCUUUUCUAAAGCCGAUCUUAAGGAUUCGAAAGGAUGGACCUAAAGGUUUUUGGGCUUUUAAUUGCCCUAUGCUAUUUUGGGAGUUCUGUAGCCUUCAAAUAUCAGACCAGAGAUUGCACCGUGAGCAACUUCAGGGUGAUGCAAAAUUUUGACAAAUAUCGGUAUGCUGGGACUUGGUAUGCAGUGGCCAAGAAGGACCCAGAAGGACUGUUUCUUAUUGACAACAUAGUGGCAAAUUUCUAUGUGGAUGGAAAUGGAAAAAUGACAGCAACAGCCCGAGGCCGAGUCGUUCUCUUGCAAACCAUUGAAACAUGUGCUGAUAUGGUGGGCAUAUUCCAGGAGACAGAGGACCCUGCUAAAUUUAGGAUGAAUUAUUAUGGUCUCCUUGCCCACCUUGAAAAAGGAUAUGACGACCACUGGGUGGUGGAUACUGAUUAUGACAACUAUGCCGUUCACUAUUCAUGCCGUGAGGAAGAUGUGGAUGGCACAUGCAUAGACGGCUACUCCUUCAUUUUCUCCCGUGAUCCAAAUGGCCUGACCCCAGAGAUACAAAGAAUUGUCAGGAAGAAGCAGGAGGAGCUCUGCUUGGACCGAAAAUACAGAAUUGUUAGGCACAACGGGUUCUGUGAUAAAACCACAGAAUAAAUACCAGGAGCCUUUUGAUUUCAAGUCUGCAAGAAGAUCCUGCCACCCUCUGCAUCCUUUUACCUUUUCAAGUAAAUCUAUAAUGAAUCUUGGAUACGAGGCAACGUAUUGAAAUGAUGACCGCAGCCAUGUACAUAUUUUAUUUGGUUUUACUGUAUGAUGUUUGCAGCACUUCGCACACAAGCUGAUUCCUUCUGUAAAGCUUUCUGUGAUAUGUUUGAUUCACCCUUUCCAGAAAUGAUCCAAUAAACGUCCACUUUAAAGAAA